AUGGCGGCUCGGGUGCAGCACCAGCUCGAGGACAUGGUCCCCGAGCUGCGCAGGUUCUCGGAACUGCAGCUGUUCACGGAAUCCGAGGUACAGGACAUAGUGAAGUGCCGCCGAAAGUACGAGUACGCUGUAAUCAGUACCGACCCCGUUUAUGCGCGAAACUCCUUCAGGGAGUACAUCCGGUACGAGGUGGAGCUCGACCGCCUUCUCCAGGAGCGGUUGCGGCAGGCGAAGUCCAAGGAAGAAAAGUCCGACGUGCGUUACAAUGUUCCCGCGGAGCACGGCAAGGUCCCCAUUAAGGUGACAGUGCGACGUCGCAUCCACCGCAUCUUCAACCGGUGCCUGAAAAGGUUCGGAACGGAAGUAGAGCUGUGGAAAGAGUACUGCGCAUUCUGUUAUCGCAUCAAGGCUUUCAAUGUGCUGAAUCGCGCCAUCAUGGGCGCCCUGUCGAAGAAUCCGACGUGCGAGGCGCUGUGGAAGGUGGCCACGCAGUACACCAUGACCCUGAAGGGCAGCGUGGCCGCACGUAGAGUGGUGAAAAUGGCCCUGCGUGCAAACCCGCGGAGCUUGUCACUGUUCACGCUGCUGUUGGAACUUGAAGUGCAGGUCACGCAGCGUCUUGCCGACUACGCCAAGUCCGGAGAGGACGGGAGCCCGGGCGAGGUGGACCCAGAAGAGAUCUCCACCAAGACCUGGAGCACCAUAAUGCGCCACGCACUUAAAUCGUUGAAAGGCAGUGACAUUUUUAAGAUGCUGUUCUUCGGAGCGACGGUCUGCGCGCGUGUACAGCGCGCGCCGGGUUUCGCGAAUGCGCUCGGCGACUACGGCGAGUUCUCCUCGCUGGUGUUCAACGAGAUGUUCAACCGGAGGCUGCCUCACCCCGUGCUGGGCCUAUACGUGUGGCAGCACCGACUGCUGGAAUCGCUGUUGGUGCACCGCAGCGAACCUUCCGAUGCAUGCCCGCCGCCUGAAACCGUCUUCGGCGAGAUGGUGGAGGACUGCGCGUCCAGUCCGGCAAUGAUGCCUGUCGUGUGCCGUUUCAUCAAUGUUGUAAUCGCGUCUGAGGAUGACACCACGCCAGAAGCGGGCGCAACGUCUGGUGGAGCAGACGAGCCCUCGUGGGUGAUGGACGUAGACGGCUCGCAACCGGACGUCACAAGCACCAAUAAGCGCUCCGCCACCGAAUCUGCACCUUCGGAAUCGGACGACCCAGAGAUAGACGCUUGCUGCGGUGGCAUUGAUAGCGUGAAGGAUAUAUGCUUCCUGAGGCCAACGUCAGACGGAUUUGAAAGCUCGACACAGCAGUGCGAAUACGUGAGGGGGAUGAUAGAUGCAAAGCAGCUGCGGGCUCUCGGCGCUUUGUUCCGAAAGCAUUUCGCGGGCGUAGUUAGCGCAUCAGCAUCCAAGUUAGGCCCUAUCGCCCUAAGAUCGCAAGGUAACGAUAUCGCGGAGGCUCUGCUGUCAUCGGAUGACGACCUAUUGCGGCUAGUUGCGUUACAAGUAACGCAAAGCACCGCGAAAUCGCACAGCGUCUCCGGAUAUAGUUUGGCCAUCGAGUUUUCUCGUCACGUGGACUCGGCAUGCCUCGCACCGUUCGUCGCCAUGGUGAAUCGGAGCAUCCUGCAUAGCCUCAGGAGCACCCAUAUCAAGGAGAGCUCGAAGUCGGGCAUGCUUAUACGCCUUAUAGAGUGGGAGCAUCUCUCAGACGCUGCUAAAAUUGAAGCCGCGCGUAACGUGUCCGUCGACCUCACGAGGCAGCAAUUGCUUCAGGGCGUGACGGCCGCAGUCAAGCUGGCGGGGAGCGACGCGCACCUGGUGGAAAUUGUCGUGCAUCUGCUCGAUUUGAGCGCAAAGGUUAUCAUCGACGAUUUUACGGGGUCCGGAGACCUCGUGGCUACAGUUUUUAAUGCAGUGAGCAAAAGAAUAAUCGACCCCGUCGGCCACCUCCGCCAGUACCGCACCAACAAUCGCAGCUCGCGGAAUGCGGCCCUUCUGUGCGUAGUGAUAUCGUUCUGGCAGGUGGACUGCACUAUGUCCAGCCUUAAGGAGAAGCUCGGUGGAAACGGCUUCGGCGGUUUCACGAGCAAACGUUCGGGCGCGUCGCCGGCCGCGUACGCUAAGGAAGCACGCGAGGUCAUAAAUCUGUGCGAUGCCGCAGUUAUGGCUUGCGAUUCAGUGAACGUUAGUGACGUCGGCCUUAAGUUGGGGCUGCGCAACCGCUGUUGGCAGCUCUACGUGCAGUGCGCCAAAGCACUGGAGCAGCUGGACUUCGAGACCAUGGUUUUGAACCUGCACAGCUACAACUUCUCGUCGGAUGCUGUUGCCGCGCGUGCGUACGCGCAGUUGGGCUCGGCGUUCGUCACGAACAGUGUAUGA
This is a messenger RNA of Babesia bigemina, 2376 nucleotides long. RefSeq names its product U3 small nucleolar RNA-associated protein 6, putative. The transcript is spliced from 2 exons. Gene Ontology annotation, biological process: maturation of SSU-rRNA from tricistronic rRNA transcript (SSU-rRNA, 5.8S rRNA, LSU-rRNA). The record is from RefSeq and is a predicted model, not a curated record. Gene Ontology annotation, molecular function: snoRNA binding; protein binding. Bases 1 to 2376 code for a protein of 791 amino acids. Lineage: Eukaryota; Apicomplexa; Aconoidasida; Piroplasmida; Babesiidae. Gene Ontology annotation, cellular component: small-subunit processome; Pwp2p-containing subcomplex of 90S preribosome.